CUUCCGCACGUUGAACAUGGAUACAGAUGAACCCGAAGAAUUUUCAGAAGAGCAGCUUCGGCGGCUAUACGACGAAGAAGAAGUUUCGCGCUUCUUACAUUUGUUUGCUGCACACGUCACAGAAGUCCAGCUUCCGGAAUCCACGCCUGUGGGAACACAAAACGUUACAGCGUCCGACAGGGGGCCAAAGGAAACGUCCAGUACAGUGGAAAACUUGAACGGCAAAGUAGGGCCCAACUUCAACCCAUCCGAAGAUAAGCAGACAUUAUCAGAGCGAAUAGCAUUUAGAUACAUUCUUCCUCUCUUACCACCGCCGCCUCUACCUCCUCCACCAUUCGCACUUGGUCGAUUACGUUUGGCAACACAGCGGUUAUACUUGUCCAUAUGGCCUGUUUAUGUUCCUUUUUUUCACCAUCUAGUUGCACUGUGUACCUGGAGAGAUCGCAGAAGGAGCGCAAGAUACUGCAUGAUUUUUUGGGUAUUGUGGUAUUACAACCUCCUUCUACCUACGUUCUUCUUCCGGAUCUUUUACGCCUUGAUACGGCGUAAGAUAUUCACGUAUCCAACUCUCAUGGAACUCAAGCAAAGACGAAAACAGGUUGAUAAGGCUAACGAGUUGGGCGAAGAGAUAUCCCUCAGGCUCUCUACUUCGUCUUUUGGUUUAAAGGAAAUCUGGAGAAUUUCACGGAUAUUUACAAAAUCUAAUAGAAACAAAUCGACCCAGAAAUCCAAUACCGGGCUGGACAAACCUGACGACGGUGUUGAUGAUCCUACUGUCCUAGAUAAUACAAGGGAAAGCCAGAAAGAGACGGAUGUAAAACGUGCUGUGUUGCUAGCUAUGAAUGAUGUUGCAGACCUGCAUGAACGUAUCAAAAAUAUCUUUAUCUGGCGCAGGCCAGCAUCGUCCAAAGUCUACGGAACAGCUCUCUGCUUUUGUUGCAUUCUCACUCUAUUGCUACCUGCGCAAUACAUCGCAAAGCUCGUGUACUUUCUAGGCGGAGCGUUCUUUUGGCAUAUCAUACCUAUUCUCGCGGCCUUACCUUCAGAAGACAGAGCCAGAAUUCCACCUGCCUUCCAAGACGUUCCUACAGAUGCAGAAUUCGCGAUGGAAAUCAUAUCCAGACGCAUUGCUGCCGGCCUCGAUGUCAACCCUUCCAAAAGAUCAUCCCAGAAGAGUCGGCCUAGCCCCGUCGCUUUGGGCGAAAUCAAAACAGAAGAUGCGACUAGUUCAAGCACCCCGACAACUCCUGGCGGUAGUAAACCCGAAAAGGGUAAAGACGUCGACUGGAAGAAAUGGGGUGAGCGAGCAGCCAUUGGUAAGGCAUGGAUGGUCGACAAGAAACUUGUGAGUAAAAAACCAGAUACUUCAGAUAUUUCAGCUGCAGCAUCACAACCUACUUUGUUACCUGAUGCGCCUCUCCCUUCAGGCGGAACACACACUUUCCCAUGCCAGCAUACGUCUUCCCCGGGGCUGUUAACAUUCACUCAGGAUAUGCUAUUCUUCAACCCGAUCGCAUCCACAAGGACGAAGGUCGCCAUUCCAUUGGCGGAUAUACGAGCUGUAAAGAAGACGGGUUUGCUCAAGGGCCUUACUGUGAAAUGGAUUGAUGCGACUAAUGGCGAACAUAAAGAGGAGGUUUUCCCUUGGGUAGGUGGGCGGGAUGAGAUUUUCGCUCGUUUGAUAGGGACAGAUGUCAAGCGUUGGAUGAAAGUGUGAAUAUUCUAUGAUUGUAGGGCAGCUGUGUGUAUACCUUCGUGGUUAGUGUAUCCGUACAAUUUAUUCUUCGUAGCAGGCCAAAGCAGGAUAUUUCAGCCAUCU
This is a messenger RNA of Lentinula edodes (shiitake mushroom), 1819 nucleotides long. RefSeq lists its product as uncharacterized. The coding region runs from base 17 to 1717 and encodes 566 amino acids. Lineage: Eukaryota; Fungi; Basidiomycota; Agaricomycetes; Agaricales; Omphalotaceae. The record is from RefSeq and is a predicted model, not a curated record. Gene Ontology annotation, biological process: apoptotic process; negative regulation of toll-like receptor 9 signaling pathway. The transcript has 9 exons.